UCCUUGACAACAUCGCAUUCGGAUAUGUUGUGUUGUCAGCUUACUAGUCGAUAAGAGGUGAUACCACGAACAUUCCACAUCUCAGUUUACUUUUGUACUCAUGACACGUUAAAGUUUAGUUUUAAAAAUGAUUUCGUUAAAAUUAGCUCUAGUUUUACUUUCUCUCUCUGCAUCAGCCUUAUCUGUUAGUGUCACUUCCAGUCUAAAACCAAGUGAUCGAGCCAAAUUCAAGCAGAUUUUCACAGCAUCACUUGAUUCAAAUGAUGUAGCAAGUGUGUAUUAUUCAGUUUUAGGACUGAAAGACCUUGGUGAGGCGAUACCAAAGCAGCAGGCUAUUUGUGCACUUGUGGCGAAUUCGCUGAAAACCACUACCUCUGUGGAGAAUUCCUUUUAUGCGAGCUCUACUUACCAAGCUUUAAGUAAUUGCAAGGAAACCAUUCAUGUAGCUAAUUUAAUCAAGAAAUUCAAAGAUGUCCUAGCAGAUUCAACCUCUUCUGUACCUGAUCUAUAUUUUGCUGCUCAAGGUUUAAAAGAUCUCAACCAAGCAGUUCCUCACACAGAUGUUGUCAAGACUAUUCAAACAGCCUUAAAAACCGAUGACACCCUAGUGAACCUGGGAUAUGUUUUCCACAUCGCUUCAUUCCUUGGUUCAAAUGGAGCAUUUGCUUAUAAUCGCAUUGAGGAUGCAAUUGUUCAGGCUGACGAAGUAGACGGGAAAUUUUUACAAUUUGAAGGUGGACUCAGUAUCACAGCACUGAUAAUUAACGGAGCAUACAAAUUGGGGACAUCAUUGAACAAAGCCCCUCAGCUUUCUCCAGACCAAGCUAUUAAAUUUGCCAACUAUUUUCUGUCAAGAAGGUCCGUUCAAUUGCCCAAAGGUGCCUACUUCCUUCUCAAUGUUUUGAAGACAUUAGCUGACAAUAAGUUCCAAAUUCCUGUCGUUAUCGAAAUUGCGGAAACUGCAACAAUCAGUUCCUCAAACCCUUCAUUGAACGUUCAUGUAUCUGACGUACUUGGCAAUGCCUUGACAGCUCCUCUAACUGUGACAGCAGAAUCCGCUACACGGCUCUCAGAUAAUGUUGUUGUUUUAUCUAAAAAGAAACUUGAACAGACUCCAGCUAACAGUAAAAUUUAUGGUGUCAACAUCUUAGAUGCCAAGUUAGAUGCUGGUCUGUAUCGUGUUUCCAUCAGUGCAGUCCCCAACAAAGCAGACCCUCGGUUAAUUGGCAAUGUUGGUACGACGGUCAUCAUUAAAGUGACAUGUCCCGUCAGUGUCCAAAAUGUACAAAUCGGCAUAGUAGAUUCAGACCAGACCUCAGCUCCCAAGUUGAAUGAUUUGGUUUUCCCGACACGAUUAGGCUCUGUCUUAUCAGCUGAUGUAUCUCAAAGAUUGAUCCUGAAAUUCGGUUUGAAGAAUAAGGCGUCAGGAAAAGCUCUUUCAGUCCAUCAGGCUUUCGUCAAAUUCACUAACCUUGCAAGUCAGCAGGAAAUAACCUUCCUUGCCGAGUCAUCCUCAGACAAUAAUUACAAAUUUGAUAUCGAUUUCAAUAGCAAGAGUUCUUUGUUUGAACAUAAAUCGGGAGACUACAUGAUUUCCUUGAUUGUCGGAGACGCAAUCCUUUCUGACUCCUUCUUAUGGGAUAUGGCUAAAGUACAGUUGAAAUUCCCAUCUGACGCCCCUGAUGCUGCCAAAUCAAGUACAGAUAUCUACAAACCGAAACCUGAGAUUCAACACUUAUUCCGUGAACCAGAGCCGCGACCAAGAGCUGCUGUAUCUACGUUUUUCACCGGUCUUGUGAUAUUGCCCCUUUUAAUCUUACUCGGGCUGUGGGUGAAGCUGGGCGUCAACAUUAAAAAUUUCCCAUUCUCUCUGAGUGCUGUUCUAUUUCAUCUGGGUCUAGGCGCUAUCUUCGGUCUUUUCACACUGUUCUGGUUGAAGCUUAACAUGUUUGAAACACUCAAGUAUUUGAUUGGGUUGGCCAUUGUAACGUUUCUCUGCGGGAACAAAAUGCUCUCUCACGUUGCAGCUAACCGCAAAAGAUAAAAUGUGAUCUUUAGUUAUAAUUUUCAUUCUCAAGCAACCUCAUUUGUCAUUGCUUUACUGGUGUGUAAACUAAUUGUCAACAGAAUCAAACCGACUAGCUUGUAAGACGUCUUUUGUAAAGACCAGGCAAUUUUAGAAACAGUACGUUACAAUUCUGUUUUCAAUUCCUACGAUCUCUAAGAGGCACUAAUAGCUACAAUCACCUUUAUUUUGAUAAGUGUAAUUUUUUUACUUUUAAAGUUCAUAAAAUAUAGAAGUUUUUUUGUGUUA
Messenger RNA from Bemisia tabaci, 2314 nucleotides. It is a transcript of the gene OstDelta, whose product is annotated as oligosaccharide transferase delta subunit. NCBI's taxonomy places the organism in Eukaryota, Metazoa, Arthropoda, Insecta, Hemiptera, Aleyrodidae. Gene Ontology annotation, cellular component: oligosaccharyltransferase complex; membrane. Gene Ontology annotation, biological process: protein N-linked glycosylation. The record is from RefSeq and is a predicted model, not a curated record.